AUGGAAAAGAACAGCAAAAUAGUCAUCGUCGGCGCCGGGGUAUUCGGGCUAUCUACGGCCUACCAGCUGGCAACCGAGGGCUACACUAAUAUAGUAGUGCUUGAUCGGCACAUGCCGCCGGUCCCCGAUGGAUCGAGCUCGGAUAUCUCGCGUGUAAUCCGCUUCGACUACGGUGAUUACGACUACCUCAGCCUUGCCUACGACGCGUAUCUGAAAUGGCGCGAUACACCCAAAUACAAAGGCAUCUUCUAUCCAGCUCCAUACAUUCUCGUUGGGAAAACAAGUCCCUACGGCCAGGACUGGAUCGCCAAGACAACCUCGGCACUCAACAAGAAGAAACUACCCUGGACAAAGCUGAAGGACGCGGCCUCGGCGAAAGAAAAGUUCCCUGUGCUGUCCGGAGAGCUUGCGAAACCUGGAUUUUUCGGAUAUCACAACCACCAAGCUGGAUGGGCUGAUGCGGCCAAGGCUAUCAGCCAGCUUCGUGACGACUGUCUCGAGCUCGGUAUCUCAUUCAUCUGCGGAAGACAGGGGACUGUCAACGGAUUCGAGACUGACUCUAACAAAACAAUCAAAGCGGUCUCUACUCUGCACGGCAGUCAAGUGGAGGGUGACCACUUUAUUCUUUCGACCGGCGCCUGGUGUACAGGAUUAGUACCCAUGUACAACUCAGCCUUGUCAACAGGUCAAGUAAUCGGUUAUCUCCGUCUAACCCCAGAGGAGAUGAAAAAGUAUCAGAAUCUCCCGAUCUACGCGAAUUUCUCAACAGGAUGGUUCAACUUCCCUCCGCAUGAAGACACCAAUAUGCUGAAAAUGGCAAUUCACGGAUGGGGAUAUACACGCACCCCCAGUCAAGAAGACCGCACCGCUAUCAAGUCGAACCCCUCGGCGCCACCACUGAUUCCCCCGCGCGAACGCCGCAAUUUCGUCCCGGCCGAUGCAGAAACGCGGCUGAGAGACGGUUUGCGUGAGAUCCUGCCUGAAGUGGCUGAUCGGCCAUUUGAGAGGCUUGCUAUGUGCUGGUAUACUGAUACGCCGAGCGGCGAUUUUAUCAUGGAUUAUCACCCUGAUUAUAGUAACCUGUUCCUGGGCGGAGGAGGUAGUGGACAGUAUGUCACCUUCUCAACAUACCGUGUAUAUCCACUGACCGCAUCACACAGUGCUUUCAAAUUCUUACCCCUGCUCGGAUCUUACAUGUCGCUCGCCAUCAAGAAGAAUCUGCCGCCGCACCUUGCUCAAAAGUGGCGGUUCCGAAAGGACUACGCGGCGCAGAAUGACACUUUCUUGGGUGAUGGGAGCCGGGGAGGGCCAAUUCGGCGGGAGCUGAACACUGAAGAGAGAGCAAAACUGUAG
Penicillium argentinense is the source of this 1353-nucleotide messenger RNA. RefSeq names its product NAD(P)/FAD-dependent oxidoreductase. The record is from RefSeq and is a predicted model, not a curated record. The coding region runs from base 1 to 1353 and encodes 450 amino acids. Lineage: Eukaryota; Fungi; Ascomycota; Eurotiomycetes; Eurotiales; Aspergillaceae. The transcript has 2 exons. Gene Ontology annotation, molecular function: flavin adenine dinucleotide binding; L-pipecolate oxidase activity; sarcosine oxidase activity.